AUGAAACAGUCUAUUCUCAAACCAAUCCUUCUCGGAUUGACUUUGCUUGCUCUCUCCGCCAUUGUUGUCAUGGGUAACAAGCCAACUGAUACCUACGCUGAUCAUCAACAAUAUUGUUACAAUAAGUGUACUCAUUACAAAACUAUUCAAGGUAAAUGCGUUGAUUAUGAAUGGAUUGGUACCAAGAAGGAAUGCUGCGAUUGGAAACUUGUUGGAAAGGGUAAAUGUUUAGAAUAUAAGAAACUUCACAAGUGUGAUAAGUAUAGUAAGAAUGAAAAGAUUUGUUUGGGUCAUGGUUACAAACAAUUCUGUACUAAAGUAACUAAACACAAGAUGUGUGCCAAGUAUGAAUGGAAGGAAUUGUGUAAACAUCACGGAAAGAAUAAUGCAUGUGAUGAGUAUGCUUAUCAUUUCAUUUGUAAAAAGUAUGGACAUUCGGCUAGAUGUGUUGAAGAAACCUACGUUCCAAAGAUUAAGUAUUAUCAUAAGAAGAGAUGUGCCAAGUAUUCUGUUCAUUCCUAUUGUGCCAAGUAUAAGAAACUCUCAAGAACUGUUCAAAAAUGGGUUCCAGUUAGUAAGAAACAUUAUAAGGGUUGGAUUGACCAUUAUUAUAAGCAAAUUUUGGAAAAGAAAUAUCACACCAUUUGUGUUGCCUAUGCCAAGAGAAAGACCUGUACCAGAUAUGAAAAUGUCAAAUUCGCCAAAAAGAUUGGUUACGAAAAGAAGUGUGUUAAAUUUGUUAGAAACAAAUUCUGUAUCAAGAAGGAAAAGGCCAAGUUCUGUACCAAGUGGACUCCAAGCAAAUUCUGUGAUCUCAAAGAAAAGGUUAGAGUUUGUAAGGCAUUCAGAGAAGAUAAGUUCUGUUGUGAUUAUGCUGCCAAGCCAUAUUGUACUCAAUACAAGACUUUGAAGGCAAGAUGUAUCAAGAGAUCUCAUAAGAAGAUUUGUGUUAAGAAAUCUAAAGGUUAUAAGGUCUGUGCCAAGUAUAACUUUGUUGGUGGAAAGAAGGUCUGUAGAAAGCAUGCUGAUAAGAGUAUUUGCGCAAAGAAGGAAAGAGUUUGUUCCAAAGUUGAUGUUUAUCAACCACCAAAGAAAGUUGAUACCUAUAAGAAGUAA
This is a messenger RNA of Naegleria gruberi, 1116 nucleotides long. RefSeq lists its product as uncharacterized. The record is from RefSeq and is a predicted model, not a curated record. The transcript has a single exon. Bases 1 to 1116 code for a protein of 371 amino acids. NCBI's taxonomy places the organism in Eukaryota, Heterolobosea, Eutetramitea, Acrasida, Naegleriidae.